GCCCGGCUAGAAACCGUUUCAUUCCUUGCCGACUCUCCACACUGCUAGAGCGAAGCUCCGCAGUGAGUCAGCACGCGGCAACGCACCGGUACUCUGCGGCUGGAGCUGCUCUGCGCUCGGCUUCGGUCGCGCGAGGGACCUUUCCUGGGAACGAGCCGAGCGCGUCCGCUGAUUCGCGAGUCCGGCUUAACGACAGGCCGCCCGGCCGUUGCACGCGCCCGCUAGGCACAGAAGGACGGCGAAAGGGGACUGACCGAAGCUGAGCUGAGCAUUCCCGGGGAGGAGAGCGCGCGCCAGGGCGAGGUGGGAAGGGAGGGAGGAGUGUCGUGAAGCUCACGGUCAGCAGUGGAUCAUCCGGGCUAGUUUGCGCCUGGGGACGCGAAAUGCGAGAGGAGGACAAGGGCGUUCUCAGUGGCGGCGGCGGCGAUGCGGGACUGGCCAGCGCUGCAGCGCGGGGGCAAGUUGAGAUGGUGCGACAGCUCCUGGAAGCCGGUGCGGAUCCCAACAAAGUCAACUGCUUCGGGAGGAGCCCGAUCCAGGUCAUGAUGAUGGGCAGCGCCCGCGUGGCCGAGCUGCUGCUGCUCCACGGCGCGGACCCCAACUGCGCCGACCCCGCCACUCUCACCCGACCGGUGCACGACGCCGCCCGGGAGGGCUUCCUGGACACGGUGGUGGCGCUGCACCGAGCCGGGGCGCGGCUGGACGUGCGCGAUGCCUGGGGCCGCCUGCCCGUGGACCUGGCUGAAGAGAGGGGCCACCGCGUCGUCGCCCGGUACCUGCGUGUGGCCGCUGGAGACUGAUGGCAGGUGCACAAAGGCUUUUUUCUCCCCAAUUCCCCACCCCCAACUGAGUUCAAUGAAGGCUGCAAACGCGGAGCGGAGGAAAGCCUGAAAGCCUUCCUCGGUGAUUCGACUCUGUGGGGAGGGAGGGGUAGGCCAAAAAUAAUUUUGUUUCCUGGAUCCCGCCCUCGACACUCACCAUGAAUUAAAAGAGGUAGGGCGAGUGGAUUUCCAGCAAGAUUUUGGAGCGAAGUGUUCAGUUCCGAGGGGUCCUUUACUUUGUAGGGUUUUCUGGCAAAAAGUUGAAUGUGAAGUCCACGAAGGACCCUUGGUGACUGCCAAUCUUCACGCGGAAGAUGAUUGGGGCUGAGAGGGUGGCAAUAGUGAUUGGCAUCCGGAAGGAGAUAAGUGAGACAGUAGCCCCACUGGCCUUGAAAAAGCCUCACUUCAGGCCUUAGGGGGCUACGAAGGAAAACCUGAAGACUGAGGACCAGACUAGGAUGAUGACUGUCGAUACGAGUGUCAGUAGGCGCCCAACGCUUUACACACUGUGCGGUACACGGCAAGUCACGUGGAAAACAAUACUCCCUGGAAGCCCUGGAGUCUCGUGCUCAGCUCCACUGGAUAGUGAAGGGGAAAAGAGGCUGGGGAGCCACCUCGAAUUUGCCCAUGCAUUCUAAAAUUCCUGGAUCAGGUUGAUGCAGGACAGCUCUCAGAAAGGGGCAGGCACUUGCUGUUUGAUAUUCAGUCCAGGAGAUAUAUCUGUGGUGUUCCAGAUGUCCUCCAACAGAACAAAGUGGUCGAUUGUAGUGAGAGCAGCCUGUAACUGUUUGCUUCAUCUAUAUACAAUAUAGGAUAUACAAUAUAUACAGAAACACUCGUGUAAAUUGACAUUUGAAAAGAUUUCGUGAUAUUUUGUACCUCUGAGUUGUUUUUCAGUAACUGUCUUAAUUAAUGGAGAGUCUUUAAACAACAAAGAAACUUGUGGCCCUUGGUAAAGAGGUGAGGAAGAGCUGCAGCUCUUUAAUGAAGCUAUGAUCCAGUGCCAAUGCCUAGAUUAUUUGCAUCCUUAAUCUAUUUAUUUCUUUGUUAAAAUUUCUGUCUCCUUUAUUAGAGUGUCUCAGGGGAUCAAACUAUGAAAUAUUCCAAAUGUCUUUUAAAAGACUGAUGCACUUACUCAGUAAAUUAUCUUGGGAUAUUUCCCAAAGUGUUGCUGAAAAAGUAGAUUGAGUAUAAAACCGCUGAAAAUAUAUGAUGCUGGCUCGUGGAAUGUCUUAAUAUCUGCUAAUGGUGCACUGCUUUGGGAUUUAAUUUCCAGUAUUGUUUGAUUCAUUACAGCAUUGAAACAACUGCUACUUCACUGCUUUAAUAAAGAAAAAAAAAAUAGAAGCUGGACUCCAAGAUGUGGAUAAUUUACCACUAACUCCCUUGAAAUGCUAAAGACUCAAAGGGGUUCACAUUUCUUACUGUUUGUAAUAAUUGUUAAUACCAACAAAAAUUUAUAAGAACUGGUUGUACAUACAUUGAAAAAUUUAUACAUGUAGUAUGUGUAUAUGUGUAUGAAUGAGAGAAGAGGGAACAGAAAAAUUUAAGAGAUUUAUAAAAAGAAUUGUCUUUGUGCUAAAUUAAAAAAAAUCUUUAUUUCUCCAUCAAUUCUUUAUUCCCCAAAUUAAUAUAUUACAGGGGAAGCAUAGUUGAGAAUCAGAGUCUAUCUUAUUAGGGAAAAUGUAUAAGCAUUUAUUGACACAUAACUUGUGCCAGGCACACUUAAAUAUAUAUUGUUCAUUUAACACUUAAAAUAAACCUAGGAGAUAGGUAUUGUUUCCCACAUGUGGACAAUGAGACAGAGAAAUGUCAAGUAACUUGUCAAAGGUCACAAGAUAUUCAUUCUAUGGUUGUGCAAAGUAAGUCUAUCUGGCUCUAAAGCUUAUGGUUUGGUUUGCUUUUCACACUGCACCAUUCUGUUCUCCAAAUUUAAAGUCAACUAAAAAAAAAUUUUGAAGCAGAAACACUUUUUAUCCCUUGUAAGGUAUCUAUCUCCCUGGUAAGUUCCUAGGAUACUUUUUCUUUCUAUAUUAUCUAAUAAAUCUGAAAAGAUUAUUUAAUAUCUAUUUUUAAAUGGCAGCAAUAUGAAGACUAGACCCCAAAAGAUUAAAAAAAAAAAAAACUUUUGAAACAAAAAUAAUGGAAUUCCCAUUUUCAAAUUAAGCCAUAUGGACAGAAAAUACAAUUCUAGUUAUCACUUAAGUACCCAGUCAUUAUUGACUACAGGAACAGUAUUGUUAAAGUUUAUAUUGUUUUACAACUACUAAAAAGCAUACUGCAUAAAAUAAGUCAAUUGAUCAUUUAAAAUCUUCCAUUUGGCUUAUGAAAUCCCUUAUUUUGUCUUCUAUUUCUUAAGUUCCAAAAUAUUCAAAUCUGCUAGUUACCAUGAGGCUGAAUAAUGAAAAAUAAUAAUCCUUAGAAAUAAAUAUGAAAUGUGAUUUCAUUCUUAACUUAAAAGAAUUAUGGAAUCUGAUGACAACCUAAUAUUAAAGGAAGCUAAAAUCAGAAAGUGUGGUUGUGGAUCUUACAGUACUAUAUUACAUUGUUUUCAUUUUAUGAAUAUAUCUAUACUGUUAAGUUUGUUAAAGAUUUCACUCUGAAGGAUACAUGCAAACAAAUAUAUACAUAAGCUCUGCUUCUAGCUUCAUUGUGGAAUUACAGAAAAUAUAUACAUGUUAACUUCUACAUUUAAGUCUAAAAUAUUACCAAAAUUUAUACAAAUCUUACUCCCUGACCUUCAUUUCAAAAAGAUCUAGAAGUGAAAUAAAUUCAGAAUUCAAUAAUUUA
Molecule: messenger RNA, 3611 nt
Organism: Pteropus alecto (black flying fox)
Lineage: Eukaryota; Metazoa; Chordata; Mammalia; Chiroptera; Pteropodidae
Gene: CDKN2B
Product: cyclin dependent kinase inhibitor 2B
Exons: 2
Coding region: 384-800 (138 amino acids)
Biological process (GO): regulation of cyclin-dependent protein serine/threonine kinase activity; negative regulation of cell population proliferation
Cellular component (GO): nucleus
Molecular function (GO): cyclin-dependent protein serine/threonine kinase inhibitor activity; protein kinase binding
Source: RefSeq, a predicted model, not a curated record